Molecule: messenger RNA, 11735 nt
Organism: Xyrichtys novacula (pearly razorfish)
Lineage: Eukaryota; Metazoa; Chordata; Actinopteri; Labriformes; Labridae
Source: the annotation of a GenBank genome assembly
GUUAUACCCGGACGGAAUAAAUGUCGCAGCAUGGAUUCCGGCAUGGAAGACAACACGAAGGCUAUUAGGAUGAAAAAGGGGGAGAAGAAAAUACUCAAAAAACAGAUUAAAGCCAGUCACACUCUGCUAAAACAUGAAGGCAUCAGUACCACGUCUCAGCCCACUAAGGUACCGCAGAAAACACUGAAAAACAGGAAGUGGAAGCUGAGAGAGAGGGAGGUGUGCUAGCUAGAGUGAAGUUUUUUCUUUUAUAUAUUUCUGUCAUUUACUUUUUUUUGUGUAUCUCUUUGAAUUACCAAACCAAUGUACUUUUAUCUAGAUAAUGAGAAAAUAAAUAAAUAAAAUGUUAGUCGUUACUGCGACGCGUGUGUCAUAAUGUAUCUCCGAAAAUAAGUCUCUGUUUGUUUUUAUAGCUUUGGAUCAUAUUAACUAUCACUCUUUGUUGAGCAGUAAGAGCACUGGAUGGGUAGAAAGCUAGGACUAGAUGAUGUGAAGUUAUUAAAGAAGGAAAUAAUUAUUAAGCAGAUCAGGAAUAUACCUAAGAUGGGGUCAUCUAAUUCAAAACACAGUAACACAAUGAUUUCCUUUCACCGUUAAUGAAAAAUAAAGGCAAUAUACAGUGGCGUUUAAAGAGAUAUUCCGGCGUAGAAAUUAAUUUCGAGUCAAACACACCGUGAAACCGAGUUAGACACCCCCUCGAGAGGUGAAUGUUGCCGACCGCUUGCUUCUCUAGUUAUACCAACUUUAGUAAUGAUGGCAGGAUAGCAAUACACAGCGGUCUGACGAGCCAAAAAAAAACCCCACUCUACAGCCACUAAUAUUGCUCAGAACAACUAACUUCAUCAACAGUACAUAUAGGGUCCUAGCCAUAGCACUAGCCACCAAAUAUCUUUUUAACUUUGCUUAAUUUCUUGACUUCAGCAAAGAGACUAAACACAAUUUACCUACUCUCUUCCAGCCGCUGCUUGUUUGUAGCGAGACCUCAGGUCAGUCCAUUACGGACUGCUGCGGGUGACGCAGCUCAAGGAAGAACAUUCAUGACCAUUACUUUAUCAUUUCCCUGAAGUAAUAUUCAAAAUAUUAAGCAUUUUGCACUGCAGAUGCGGUAGUUCUCCUGCCUUAGCAUCUCGGUCUGAUUGCAUUUCCAUGAAGAAAUGAUCGUAAAUGUUCUUCCUUGAGCUGUGUCACCCCGCUGUAAUCCGUAAUGGACUGGUCCGAGGUCUCUACAAACAAGCGGCUGCUGGCAGAGAGUAGGUGAGUUGUGUUUAGUCUCUUUGCUAAAGAAAUCAGGCUAAGUUAACAAGAUGACCGGUGGGUAGUAUUAUGGCCCUAUAUGUACUGUUGAUGAAGUUAGGUGCUCUUUUGGGCAUUCUUUGUGGCUAUAGAGUGGCGUUUUGGUUGAGGUUUGUUUAUGGCUCCUCAGACCGCUCUGUAUUGCUAUCCUGCGGUCGUUACUAAAGUUGGUUUAACUAGAGAAGCAAGCGGUCGGCAACAUUCAUCUCUCUCUCGACGGGGUGUCUAACUCGGUGUUUCGGUGUGUUUGACUCGAAAUUAAUUUCAACGCCAGAAUAUCCCUUUAAGAGUAAAAGCAAUGCGAGCCUUAUUGGAAGUCAUCCGUCUUGUACAGGUCUUUUUUUACAUUUUCCUCUGUACUCUCUGUAGAGUUUGGUGGUCGCUAAUGGUGGUCUGGGAAAUGGUGUCAGCCGAGAGGAACUGUCGACAGUGUUGAAAGAGUUUGGAGAGCUGGAGAAGCUGAUCAUGCACCCCCAGAAGCCUUAUGCUUUUGUCACAUACAGGUACAUGCUGCAUGAACUCUGGUGUACUAUGCCAAGAAGUUAUGUUAAACAUUCAAAGAAUUGGUAAUUGUCAUACUUUUUCCAGAUCUGAGGAGAGUGCCCAGAAAGCUCACAUCCACCUCAAUGGAGAAAAGCUGCAGUGUGGAGAUAACAGUGUCACACUCUACCUCAGCUAUGUGGACUCGGGUAACAGCAGCAACCAUUAACCCUUGUUUUAUGCAAUGUUGGAGAAUGUAUUCUGGAAAUUCGGCAGCCAGAAGUGACUAUUUUACAUUACUUACUGUAUAUAUUUUUAACCUAUGUAUGCAGUAAUCUGUGAGGAGGGUGUGUCCAUUUCUUUGCCGGAAGGAUUAACUUUGUUGGAAGAUUUUGUGUCUCUUGAGGAAGAGGUUUUGUUGCUUUCUGCCAUAGACUGGAGCUCUUCAAAUGACGAUGUCACUGGUGAGGGGCUACAUAAUGUCUUUUUCUUUUCUUUUUUUUUUUUUCCUGGAUGAGAUUUCAUCCUUAGAGCUAGUCAUGACUCUACCUUUUUGCAUCUUUAAGUCAAUCUAAUAUCAGUUUAGCUUUCUUCAUUUCUCUUGUUGGUAGCUUCAGUGCUGAGAAGCUUCAUUUAAAGUAAAGUAGCAGGUCGCUGAAUACAUAUUACACAUUUUACAAGCAGCUUCUCCAAUGUUGAGUAAAGAAAAGCCAGUGCCUUUUGUCAAUCUGAAUUGUUAACUCCAUCCCUUUCAGCCCAAAAAGCUCUGAAGCACAGAAGAGUCAAACAUUAUGGCUUUGAAUUUCGCUAUGACAAUAACAACGUCGAUAAGGACAAGCCAUUACCUUCAGGUGAGUUUGCUCCUCUGUAUUUAACCUACUUUUUUAUAUGGUUUUAUGAGGCAUGUUAAAAACAUGUGGUCAUUUUACAUUCAUUUCAGUUACCCCAAAAUUCAAUGUACAAGAUGCACUUUUAAUACCCUUUAUGUCAUCAAAUAAGUCAGCCAUUUCCCAUAUACUUGUACAACUGAUAUACCAGUAUAACAUGCAGAGAGAGGUAUUUUAUUGUGCUACUUUAUUACCUAGAAGAUGGGGCAUGAGGAAGCAAGUGACCACUUCAAAGAGCAAAACAUGUCUGAUAUUCUGCGAUUUUGUUUAGGGUAGUAGUGAGUCUCAGCUGUCAGCGUUACAGUAGGCUGUGCUUAUUAGGGUGUCAAUAAGACAUGGUGUAAUAAAAGCUUCAUAUGCAAAUGAACUGUAUGUCCCAGUUCAUGAAAGUCUUCACACAGAAGCACAGUUUAACCUCCCGCCCUCAAACAGGUGCAACUGAUUUUCCAGAUUUUUUUGUACUUCAAUGCCAGACACAGAAAAUUGAUCAAUCUUGCUCUGUUCAUUGAACAAGCAUAUCUAAUUUUACUAAAAAUCAAAUAGAGGUCAGAAUUUUGUUUCUAAAAUUCAUAGUAAUUUACUUAUUUGUGUAUCUGGGUGUGUCAAGGUAUCCCUCAGGAGUGUCUACCUGUCUUGGAGCGAUGUUUCAGGAGUGGACACAUAAACAUCAUGCCAGAUCAGCUGACCGUCAACCAGUACGAGUGUGGACAAGGUUCGUCACACUUAACUUUAAGCUGUAGACAUGUGGCUGACCACAUCACAUUAUUGAGUGUUUUCCAUUUACUGGAGAGAGCAGCACCACAUUGUGGGAAAUUUUUAACAUGAGUGCGCUUAUGCCACAAGGUGGCAGUGUAACCUUUCUAUGGUGCGUUGAAGAAGGCUUUGGAUCCUAUCAGUUUUUUAGUAUAUUAAGACGUACUGGCAAACUUCACAAGACUUAUUAAGGAUUUUGAAAAACACAUUUUUGUUAAUCAUGCUUUCCUCCUAUUUGCUUUUACUUAUCAACACAUUAAUUAAAAUUUAUUAGCUGUCUAAAUAGUAAGAGUUUCACAUACCUCACAAGUUUUAACUUUGUCAAGCUCUAGAGAAAAGCAGCUAAUGAAACAUUUGAAAAACUUAACUAAACUAACCUUUUUCCAAAAUUGUUAUUACAAAUAAAUGCAGGUAUUCCUCCUCAUGUGGACACCCACUCUGCCUUUGAGGACACCAUACUGUCUCUGAGCCUGGGGGCACAGGUAAGAAGUCAGACUGUAUCUACCAAGGCAAACACACUGCUGAAAAGCUUGGGGAGCUAUAGAUUCAUGAUGAAAAAUUAAAGGUUAAAAGUGCUAAAAGUGUUGGUCUUAGGAUACUGGUUUUUAAAUUUGAGCAUUAAACUGCAUUGCAAAGUAAAGAGGUGGCUGUAAAUGUUCAGAUAUGAUAAGAUGUUGUCUUGCUGCUUGUUUACCUUACUGUAGCAAAGAUAGAUCAAUCAACUGAGCUGUCACCUCUCUGGCCACCCGAGUUAUCCAUCUGUCUCAGGGGGACAGGGAGGGUUGUGUGCGCAACAGUACGCUUCGAUCUUGUGUUCCUGAGAUCUGAUUGAGGACAUUUUGUCACCUUCCUGUGGCUACAUCUCAUUUUUUCCCUUUCCCUCGAUUUAUAUACACUGUCAUACUUUCUUAAACACCUUAGCUCUCUAUUAAUAAAUAUGUUUGAGGUGUCACCAUGUCCCUUCUUUAAUGAAAAGUAGAGGGAUAGAUUUCCCAUCGAAACAAUAGGCGUGACAUUUCCAGGAGUGACUCGAUGGUCUGGAGGUUUGGUCUCUGUAGAGUGACUACCGCUGAUGAACACCAAUCUGUCCUCACUUGUGUGAAACUCUGAGGGUCUAAUAGCAAUCAGCUAUCAUCUGUUACAGCAUCUGUCGCAUGCACACAGGCAGAAGGUCAGCAUGAGUGAUUUUGAGCUUCAAAAAGUGAUUGGUUUAGGAGAAGGCAGAAACGGUCGGUCAAAUGCCUGAUAAAAGGAAACUGGCUGUGUUAAAGCUUGUUGUAUUUUGGAAUCAAAAUUUUACAGGUUUGAAAGUGUCAGGAUGCUAUAAGACAACAUGUUUGCACUUUUUACUGGCAUGUUCCUUAAAAAACAGUUACUAUUAUUUAUAAUACUGUUAGGCAGAGUCUUAAGUGUUUAAGUGCAAGUUGAGUCUAAGUUACUCGAUAAGAAGCUAAGAAAUCUAAGUUGAAUCCCCAUUGCCUAUAGUAUAAUUCAGUUCUUCAUCGUAAAUGUCAUUAAUUAUGAGGAUGCAAACUGUGAUCUGUAUGAACCUUGACUGACUGUGUGGGACCUUGUACAGAUGCGUAGAAAAAUUUUAUUCAUUAGAUCUGGAUUCUGUCUGAUCCACACAGCACGUCUUGAAAUUAUCAUAUACUAUCAUUAUUGCUACAGUGCAGUGUGUUGUGUGUAAAUGUGAACUACCCUUCUCCUAAUGAGGGGAUGAAGUCAUUGAUUCAGCUGAAAUGGGAUCACUGCAGGUGUCCAAUAAACCAGGUUGGAGGUUGCAAUAAAAACCUUUUAUUAUACAGAAUUUCGACUGACCAAACUUCUUUGACUCAGUGGCUGAGUCACUUCAGUUUCUAAAGCACCAAAAUCGACAAUUCCAAGUUGGGAAACUAUUAAAUCUCAGCUACUUCUGUUUGUGUAUCCUGGACAGAUGCCUGUUUAGAAUUGAUGUUGUCCCUGUCUUCUCCCUGGUGGUUUUUUUAGCAUUAAACAACUUGCACAAAUUUCAUGAUUCAUGGUUCCCCUUUAGACAUUGUAACAGAGAGUUAAGCUGAAUGAGAUCAGUGCACACACAUAGGGUUGAACAAAUAUGCCAAACCUCUCUAAAAAGUGAAUAAAUGUCAGGGCAAACUAACAAAAAGAAACAAACUAUCUUUAUCACUAAGUCGGGGUCCCCUUCAUAAUCUACUGAAUCCUAAUGCAGUCAGUGUUUGAGUCUGAUCACAGGUCCUAGUCAUCGUAAGUCUAAGUCGAGUGGACCCCAACUACUUCAGCAGUAUCUACCUCAGCAUGGAGCUUCUGUGAGGAACCUUUUGUUUGUCAUCUUGUAGCAUCUCAUGAGAACAAAGAGGAACAUCUUUUUUCUUUGCUAAUGUUGCACAUUUCUACCAAAAUACUUCAUCCUGCUUUCUUUUCAUAGGUAAUAUUUUCACUUGCUGUGAGUUUUUGCUUUUGUAACUGUAAGAAAAGACUGCUUCACCUACCCCCUUGCAGCUGUUACAGGAUUAAAACUCAAAAUCAUGCAGAAGGUCUUAUUUUGCUGUUGUUGGUUACAAAGAAGCACCACUAUCAAUUUCAGUCUGUUUAGCAAGUUCUGCAAAACUCCUCACAGCGACUUUAAUUAAGCGGGAUCCAAUAUUCAUUCCUGCAUCGUAUAUUCCCACCCUCUAAUUGCACCCUGUUUGAUUUAGCUAGGAUUUAAUUUAUUUCAGGACUUUAAAGAAGAAAAGAGGAACUGAACUGGCUCAGUCAUCAAACUUGAUAGAUGCAAACUUGAAGCAAAUAAGUAACACAGAUUAAAAAGUGUUAUUCUCCAUGGUUUGAUUGCAAAGAGAGAAGUAUGAGAUAAGUGUGUGUGUGUGUGUGUGUGUGUGUGUCUGUGUCCGUGUGUGUCACAGAUUGAUGAAUAGUCUUGAAUUGGAGCCUAGCUGCCAGCAUCUCCAUCGAUUUAGUCACAUUCCACCGGUUUCAUUGAUUGGUUAAUACUCCACAGAUGGGAGCAAGCACAGUUCUGCUUAUGGUGUGUUAGUGUGUCUGGUGUGCGUGCAUGUGUGUGUGUUUAUGAUAGAUUUCUGUGUAUGGUUUCAGGCAAAGAUCAGAUCAUUUGCUGGAGUUGCAUGUACAUCACUUUUUCACAAAAAUACACAAACGCUUAUCUGCCUGUCUGUCUUUUUGUCACACACACACAUACACAAACAAAGACACACAUACACACCCCUCUCCUUCACAAAAUCCAAUUUUCCUGCUGUCAGAACUCGGGAGAUGCAGUUUAGAAAUUGUGCGGAUGUAAUUUCCCUGCAGAGCUCAUGCUGUUACACGCUGUAAGGAAACACUGGGAUCAAACACCAGUGCUGUGGAUAUUCUUCUGCUGGUGGUUAGUUGGAGAGCUAAGGGCGAAAAUUUGUUAUUGAGUGCGUGCGUGUGUUUUUUUUCCUCAGGGUGAUGUCAAGCAACAGCUGAUGAGGAAAAAAAAAAGAUUUAAACUGUACAGUCACUCCUUUUAUGGUAGUUGUCUGUAGAAAAUGAAAUAAUCUUUGGUAAUUUUGCAUAAUAAAUUUUGCUGCUCAGUAACAGAUUGAGUAUAACCAAAACAGAGUAUAACCAAACAUUUUCUCAUCAUUACUUUGAUUAAAAAAAGGAUAAAAUAACACAAAUCAGGCAAUAUGUAAUUUGAGAAUUAAGGUUAACAUGGCUGAGAAGUAAACAGCUGUUUCAGUAUUGAUGUGGCAUGCCUGAAUCUUCCUAUUCUUCACAUGUACUCUGUACUAUAACAGACAGUGAUGGAGUUCCGUCAUCCUGAUGGUCUGCUACUUCCUGUGGUGCUGCCAGCACGGAGCCUCCUGCUGAUGAAGGGAGAGAGCAGAUAUCUGUGGACACAUGGGUGAGCUGGACUCUGCCAGACUGAGUCAAUUUAUCUUGACUUGAGCUUUAAGUCAAUCGACGGAGGAGUGACAGUUCUUUUCUUCCACUCUUCUAUUGAGGGAGAGCACAGAAAUAUUGAAUUUAUCUGACCUUUCUCUGAGCUUCAGGGGAGUCUGCCAGUGGAGUUUUUCCUGCACUUUCCUGAACCUCCACACAUUAAGAUAAAAUGCUGUUCCCCUCAGGAUUUGGUCAUAUCUACAUUUUCUUAUGUUGACAUAACAUACACCAGCUGUACGGAUUAUUCAUGGCUGGUACUGAGUGUACCCUGUCUCUUAUCUCACCCUCAGGAUUACUCCACGGAAAUACGACAUGGUGCCUGCCUGCGACCCACAAUCCCCUGCUCAUACAAUGGCUGACCUUGGGGCCCACAGCAAUCUCACUUUGAGCAAGAGAGGCACUCGUACUUCUUUCACUUUCCGGAAGAUACGGCACAAACCGUGUGACUGUGGUGAGAAUCUUACAAAUGCAGAUUGAGACACAACCUGAGAUUUUUAAACACUUUUUCUGAUACCCAUGGAGUAUGUUGUAUUCCAUAGCGCAUGUUGCACUGGUUUUGUUUGUUUGUUUAUUAUGGAUCCCCAUUAGUUCUGACCUUAGUCGGAACUAUUCUUCCUGAGGUCCAGACACUGAUACACAACAGUCAAUACAUAGUACAAUGAAUUACACACAAUAAAAUACAAUUAUAUCUUUGUCUUUUACUCACCAUUUAUUGAGUCAAAUUUUUCAAAAUGCUCCCCUAAGAUGAGGAGGCUUCCCAAAUUUUUGCUGCGACUGUCUACUUUGGACAGCUUUGAGAAGUCCACUUUUGUAGAAAAACAUCUCAGUGUAAAUUAACUGAGGUCCAGAGUGAACGUCAUGGUUAAGUCGCUAUUUGAGCAUCUGCUAAAUCAAAAAAUAAACUUCAGGCAGCCUGAUACGCUAAUGCACUGUUUAUUUUGUAUUUGAACGACUCAUUACUGUUUUAAUAGAAGCUUUUCCACAGGACUGGAAUUUUGGACAAAAAGUACCAGCCCUAGUGACACUAUCCACAGUCUCUCUCCUUUGUGGAGUCCCUCAGGGUUCUUUUCUUGGACCUAUUCUCUUUGCACGCUUGCCUUAAGGUUUUUUCUUUUUGACAGUUUGUUUCGCCCUCAGGAAGAUGACAGUUAAAUCAACCUGCCUUUGCAACAGAAAGAUGGUAUCUCUUCAAAACCAUUUUUCACAAUAACCAUUAAACCCCUUUAUUCUCAUCUUUCCCCAGCCUUCCCCACUGCCUGUGACAGUCAGGGAGCUCCCUCAGUGCCUUCUGUAUCUUCACCACCACCAUCACCACCCUCACUCCCUUGUUGCCAUGCCGAUGCAGCCCUUCUGGAGGAGGAGUAUGUGCAUCGGGUGUAUGACACCAUCGCCUCCCACUUCAGCAGCACUCGGCACUCUCCCUGGCCCAACGUAUGCCACUUCCUGAACUCACUCCCUGCUGGCAGUGUGCUGGCAGAUGUGGGCUGUGGAAAUGGAAAAUAUCUUGGUGUCAACCCAGCUGUGAUUGCUGUAAGUGUGUCUGUUAUUCUGUCUCAUUGAAUUAGCAUUUCUCUUUCAUUCCAUUUCUUCUCCCACUGCUUUUUGGAUGAACUAAAUGUAAAAUGCUACUGUACUUCAUAAGUCAUCUUUGUGUUGAUACAUUUCCUAACUGUUAGGGCUGUUUGGCAUUCACAGUCAGGAAGUCAGUUGCAGCAGAAUGAGCAAAUAGCAAUGCUCUGCUGGUUCUUCACAUAGGUAGGCAGAGGCUCUGGUAGCUCCUGAAGUUUAAAAUGUAUGAAGACUUUUAGAUUACUUAUAUGGUGUUGGUGCCUGAAUCAUCUGCAAACUACUAACAACUAUCUGUCUGCACUUAAAUGCAAACACAUAUGAUUAGAAAUAAAAAAAUAGGGUGAAUGGACCGUCAGUAGCUAGUUUGUUUCAGUGAGCUUAUGUUCCAUUUUAGGCCCUUCUCUUUUUAAUCUUUACAUGUUUCCUUUAGGGAAUGUCAUCAGGAGUUAUGGCAUCAAUUUCCACAGCUAUGCUGAUGACACACAACUGUAUGUCGCCGUGUCUCCUGAUGACACAGGGCAACUCGAUCCCCUUUUUUACUGCAUUUUAGACAUUAAAUCAUGGAUAGUAGAGAACUUUUUUACAGCUCAACCAGGACAAAACUCAGGUUUUGGUCAUUGGUACAGGGGACAAGAGAGAGAAACUGGUCAGCAAACUCAAAGCAUUAUCUUUUAAUCCAAGUCAACAAGCUAAAAAUUUAGGUGUUUUAUUUGAUUCAGAGCUGAGCUUUGAGCCUCACAUACGAGAUAUCACCAAGAAGGCAUUUUAUCAUUGAAAAAACAUAGCCCGAGUGCGACCGUUUCUCUCUCAAGCCAAUGCAGAGACAUUAAUUCAUGCUUUUAUCACUUGUAGAAUAGACUAUUGUAAUGCCCUCCUUUCUGGUCUACCCAAAAAAGAACAUUUCACACCUGCAAUUACUACAAAAUUUAGCUGCACGGAUGCUAAGAAGAAUCAGAAAGAGAGACCACAUUACACCGAUUUUAAGGUCUCUUUUAGAAUAGAUUUUAAGGUUGCUUUAUUGGUUUGACUGACUGAUUGAUUGAAUGAUGUGUUGACAUCUUGUUUCAUUUAAAAUUAACAAAAUAAAUCAAACUUAUAUACUCAAAGGGGCUGAUGCCAUUGGUACUGAAGCCCAUGUUACACUUGAUGUGUUUUCUGCUGGUCUCCACUGUUUGCAUUCGCCCAGUGUCCUUACAACUCUGAUAUAAGACCUCUACUUUUCUCUUUCUUUGUACAUUCCCAAUUUCUUGUGUGUGUCUGACUUUAUAAACCUCUGUGUGUGCGUUUUGUCUUUUCCAGGUUGGUUGUGACCGCAGCAGUGCUCUUGUCCAAAUCUGUGCAGACAGAGGCUUCCAAGCUUUUGUAUCUGAUGCUCUCUGUGUCCCGAUGCGAACAGACUCUUGUGAUGCUUGUAUCUCUAUUGCUGUCAUACACCACUUUUCCACUCAGGUAUAAAGUAAACAUGUAAAAAGCGCAUACAUCCAGAUCAAAUGUUAAUUCCCAAAUUCAUAUUUUAGUGUGCAGGGUUGCGUUUUGGAAAUGGCCAAAUGGCUCACUUUUUGCAUGUAUGUUCGUUGCAGGCCCGUCGGUUGGCAGCAGUACAGGAGCUGAUGAGACUUCUGAAGCCUGGAGGUCUGGCACUCAUCUAUGUCUGGGCUUUUGAACAAGAGUACAACAAGCAGAAGUCCAAGUACCUCAAAGACCAAAACAGGGGGCAUCCUGAGAACCACAACCUCCUCAAAGAUACAACACAAGAUAGCCAGGGACCUCAUGAGAUAUCUGGCCAACAUUCAGAGGACAGUCACAAGCCUGUUGACAACAUACAAGAUAUUGGCAAACUAAGUGUCCACACCAACCGCACAGCCUUCAACACACAGGACCUUUUGGUUCCCUGGCACCUGAAGGAGGGAAAAAGACAAGGGGAGGAAGAAUCAAGAGACAGUGGGAAGAAGGACAAAAAGAAAGACAAAUCCAAAAAGACUCCAGGAAAGCCAUGUCCCACAGCCAGCUCGCAGUGUGAACCUGUACCCAGCACUGACUCUACACAGACCCCCUACCAAAAACUAAAGUCAGAAUCUGAGAGUAGCCCAGCACCCAUUUUUCACCGCUAUUACCACGUGUUCCAGCAGGGGGAGUUGGAGCAGCUCUGUGGGCAGGUCACUGGAGUCAAGGUCCAGAGAAGCUAUCACGACCAGGGGAAUUGGUGUGUCGUAUUAAAAAAGGAUGAACUCAUUCACCAAUAAUUUAAAAUGAUUCAGUUAUAAUCAAACAUCCAAUUCAAGAUCUUUUAACGGUUAAAUUAAGGAGGAGAAAUGUGACCAGAAAUGCCUUUAAAUAAAUGUUAACAUUUACAAAAUUCCCUUCUUUGUGAUCCACUUGUAUCCUUUCAAAUAGUGUGAAAACUCUGUUCAAAAGCCAUCUGGGGUCAAAUUUUAAAUUGGUUUAUCUUGUUAAAGUUUCAAGGUAGCUCAAACAGAAGUGGUGUGAUCAGGAUUCUUUAUUGUGAUUGAAAAUAUGAUCCACCUGCAGUCUAUCCUCCCAUUUUCUGAAACCCAUAACACAUUUAUUAAAAUGAAGGGCGCUCUAGAUGUAAUCAUACUGUACUCGCUGAAGAUACUAUCUUGUUAUCUUUUGAAGUGAACAGACUGUACUGCACACCGCAAAUAAGAAUUUCUGCUGCUUUACCUCUUGCCUUGUAUUCUAUUUUUGCUUUGAACAUGGAUCUAAAACUCAAGAUGCAGCACUGUGCAUUAAGCUCUAGAGUAUUUUCUUCACAUUCAGAUGUAUCCCUGCUUUUUGAAAAUAAGCACAAUAAAAGCUGCGAGUGAA